Messenger RNA from Misgurnus anguillicaudatus (oriental weatherfish), 6186 nucleotides. The record is from RefSeq and is a predicted model, not a curated record. Lineage: Eukaryota; Metazoa; Chordata; Actinopteri; Cypriniformes; Cobitidae.
AUGGGGCGGAGAGUUUGAUGCGGUAUCUGUGUCUCCCUCUUUAGGACCAUGAAACACGAUCCCGUCGCGCCGGUGGUGUGGAUAUAAAACAGUCCCGCGAUCACGGGCCUGAUCCGACCCAAAGACAACAGAUAUGAGAAUAAAACCUGCGUGACCGGAGAGUUUAGCAACCUCAACACGUGCUGCGUUAUUAUCAUUGAGAUGAGCUGCAGAUCUCCAGAUGAACAUCCAGAAGAUGAGCUGACAUGCUGAUGCUCCUUCAGUGCACUUUAUUUCCAAAAACGAUGCUAUCCCCCGAGAGGAUAGACAGAUAAUGUCGCCAUCGCUUAUUUUUGUUCAAUGAUAGGCUACUUGGGGGCUUUUGCGCAAUUUGAGAAGACCGCAUGGACACAUCAAGUUUGGAAAGGAUUUAAAUCGAUUGAGUUUUUUGAAGAUUUUAUAUAUAUAUUGUUUCUUUUCUAUGAAACGAUGAGCUCGAUGUUGUUUGGAGAUGAUUUUUGGGGCUCUGCGCCAUCGGAAGCGGUACCCAGAGCGCUGCGCAACGACCUGGGCUCCAACAUCCACGUCCUCAAGACCCUCAACCUGAGGUUCCGCUGCUUCCUCGCUAAAGUCCACGAGCUGGAGAGACGAAACAAACUUCUGGAGAGUCAGCUGAAGGAAGCCACGAGUCAGAGGUAUCAGAGCUUCUUGGUCCGCGAGGUGGGUGUCCAGACCGACUCCCUGGAAUCCAGACUGCCAGGCACCAUCUGGAGUUACAGGCAUGUUUGGAAACAUGGAGAGCGCGUACGGACCGUGCAGGGUCCCGGGGUCACAUGGACUCACCCAGAUGGGGUUGGGGUCCAGAUCGAUACCAUCACCCCAGAGCUGAGAGCCCUGUAUAAUGUUCUGGCCAAAGUCAAACGGGAGAGAGAGGAGUACAGGCUAAAAUGGGAGGAGGAGGUGAUGAGGAGACAACAGAUGGAGUUAAUGAUACAGACGCUACAGGAGAAUGUUCAUGAGUCUGAAGCCAUUCAGGAUGAGUUGAACGAGAAGAUAGAAAGAUUGAAAGCUGAGCUGGUGGUCUUCAAGAGUCUCAUGACUGACGGUGACAGACGGCCCAGUAGAGCUGUACAGAACCGGAAGAUAUUCCUCGAUCUGAAACAAAUGUCCGACCUCGACUCAAAGAUUCAGGAGAAAGCCAUGAAGGUGGACAUGGACAUCUGCAGGAGAAUAGACAUCACCGCCAAACUGUGUGACGUAGCUCAGCAGAGAAACUCUGAAGAUAUGUCAAAGAUGUUCAGCAUCAGUCCAUCCAGAUCACCAGCAGACAGAGCGGCUUUAGUGUGUCGAAAGAAGGAAAAGAGAACGGUUUCAGAUGAGGAAACUUCAGACAUGGAUGCAGAUCACAGCACCUCAGAGGAAGACGAGAUGAACAUCACAGACGAGAUGAAACGCAUGCUGGGCAAGCUACAUUCAGAUAACUCGUGUGUUGUUAGGCGGGAUACGUUCGACAUCGAUGACGACUGUGACAGUUUGACGUGGGAGAACGAUGAUACGCUGUUGCUAUGGGAGGACCUUACAAACUACAAUGUACCCUGUGUGCUUAACAACGGCAACGGUGCUGUGGACUGCAACGGAGACGCCAAUGAUCCUGAUUGCACUCUUGGAAAUCUCAUAGAUGAGACUGAAUCCCUCUUCAAGAACAGAGAGCAAGAAUACCAGGAAACCAUUGGACAGAUUGAGAUGGAGUUGGCCACAGCUAAGAGCGAUAUGAACAGACAUCUGCAUGAGUACAUGGAGAUGUGUAGUAUGAAACGAGGGUUGGAUGUUCAGAUGGAGACGUGCAGGAGAAUGAUCAAGGGUGGCAGAAAUUCUCCUUCCUUCAGCUCAUCGGGCAGCAGUGACUCAGGAAACACUGACGAGAUACAGGACGAGUCAGACAGGGAUGGAGAGACCGAAGGGCCAAUCAGCUGAUACCUGCCCAGCCUGGCCCCGCCCUCUCCUCACAAUCAGCUCUCGGGUCUUCCAGCAUUUAGCCAACGGUGUUCAGCGGCACCGGUUCAAGGAAAACUGUGGGACAAGGCCCCUCCCACAAACUAAAAUUCCUGUAGGUGCUUUAUAUCGUCUCGGUGUCAGAGCGAGGUGGAGUUCAUGAGGGUUGUUUUGUGCUUCAAUAUCAAUUCGUUACACAGUACAGUAAAAUACAUCACAGACUACACUAGGGUUACCAGAUGACCACGAUAACAAACAUCUAGAGAUAUCACUUUACAACUACAUUUAUGCAUUUAUCCUAAAUUACGUAUGCUUGUAUGCAAAGCGACUAACACCGCAUUCAAGCCAUUUCCGCUAUGAGUGGCAUACACAAAAUUAUAUAUGAAAAUUCUAGGGAUGCACCGAUAGGAUUUUUUGGGCCGAUGCCGAUUUAAACAGACAACUUACAGUCAAUACUUGUCAAUACUAUAUAGUUGAUCUAUUAGCUAGUUUAUUUCUGCAUCAAAUUAUUUUUACUGAACAUGGAUUGGAUCUAAUUAACAUUCAACUGACCAACAUAAUAAGAGAGGCACAAAUUAAGCUAAAACAAAUAUAAUAAGACAGCAGGUGGUUUUUGCUAUUCAGCAUUUAUUUUAUUAACAACAUUAACUCAUUUUUUACAUAUAAUGGAUUUCUUUAUGCAGUAAAUUAAUAAACAAUCGGUAUCGGCCUUUCUCGUGCUAUUGCCGAUAUGCCGAUGGUUUCAAAUUCAUAAAAAAUCGGCCGAUAAAUAUCGGCGGCCGAUACAUCGGUGCAUCACUAAAAAAUACAUUUUAUAUAAAGAUCAGUAAAUUCUCAUUCGUUUUAAUAUUUGCCAGCAGUUUUGCUUUUUAAGAUGUUUGUUUUUAGGAACAAAGUACAUUAAAAAAUUUAUUCAUUUAGAAGAUGCAUCAGGGUUCCCACGGGUCUUUGAAAUCCUUGAAAGUUUGUGAAUCUGGGGGAAAUAAUUCAAGGCCCUGGGAGGUUUUUACAUACAUAGAUACAGGUCAUUGAAAGUGCUUGAAUCUAUUUUAUGCAAAAAAAAUCCAUAUUAUUCCCUGUGUAGUGUAGGAUAAUAUCAUUAAAAUUCUAGACGUUUUAAGCACACGUGCUAAACUGUUCGCUUAAAAUGCUUAUAUCUUCUGUAUGCGAAUUUUGAUUCAUACCAAAAUGCUUUCUUUGCAUAGUUGUGUUUGACACAUGAAAACGUCUCGGGUUACGUAUGUAACUGUUGUUCCCUGAGAAGGGAACGAGACGCUGCUUUUUCCUUGCCAUACUUCCUGCGUUCCUGUAACGCCGUCUUUGACAAUAUUUCAGAUAGCGAUAUUCUUUCUGGCUUUCGCGUCACCCUGUCUUUGUCGUUAAGCCUCACCAUUGGUUGAAUUUGAUAUACACAUUCAGACACACUUACCCCUGGAGGCGUCCCCAAAGUGUCACCGCAGUGACGCAGCGCGAGUUCCCUCAAAAGGGAACUGUAACAAUGUAUCGUAAAUGUAACCUUGCUCUCACUUGAAAUGUGUCCCCACAUUUAGUCCUUGAAUUUGAGGGUAUUAGACCUGGAAAUUCCUUGAAAGGUCCUUGAAGUUAACUAAGGUGUGGGAACCCUGAUGCAUUUAUGGGAUAUACAAGUCAGGAAGCAUUUAACAUUUUGCCUAAAUUGGUAAGUUUUACUAAUACAAUGAUGCUGAUGUUAUCGGGACAUCUGGUCACCCUAAAAAACAUCAAAUCUUUAUUAGAAACCAAGCGUUUGGUUUGUUAUGGAAGUGAUACACAAGAUUGAAAGUCUGUGUUCCAGACAAAAACAUCUGAAUGAUUUCACUACUUUAUUUUUUCUGCUUUUUUAUAAAACGUCAAAGGUCAACAGUGUGCCGCAGAACCAUUUUGGCCUUUUAAAACCUCAUUGUAAAAGUAACCCUAAGUCGUGAAUACGGAUGACAUGAUGAUUGAUAAGUUCUAUGCAAUCGGUCGGCCUUAUUCCAGAUCUGAUCCGUGUCAACCUGUUUAUUGUCUUCCUGAGUUGCCUGCACGGGUACUUUCAUCUGUUAUGUAAAAUCUUCCUGUGUUUUAACAUGACGACGAGCCAGUGCUGGCACACAAUGUUUACGCACUAAUCUAUAGACAGAAUCUGUGGAACAGUGGUCCGUCAUUUCGAGCUGCUACCGUCACGACAAAAGCUUUUUCUAAGGUUAUACACAUAUCAAUAUCUCAACUAUUACAGAGCUAUGUGCCUAUAUAUAUGUUGCAAGUUGAUUUUGGAUGGCCUUACUACUUUGAAAAUGUAUUUGCCUACUGUUUGCACAUUAUAUUUGAUUGGUUUGGGGAUGUACAGGGAUGUCUGAACUAUACAGACAGUUUCUUUGCAGAGGCUCAAAGUUUGACAAGUUUUCAGGUGGAGGUUUUGAUUGUAUAUAAAAUACGGCUGUAGCUGAGUAAAAAGUCGUAUGUGAAUUAUGUACUGAAUAAUUGUAUAUGGGUUACUGCACAAAGCAUAGGAUGUUGUGCAGAUUAUGGCCAGCAGAGGACACUGUUCCUUACAGAUUCACAGUCUGUGUUAUGGGAUGUGGUUUAUGAAGCCAGUCUCUGUAUAUAUGAGUUGUGUUGGUAUGCUCAACCUCUGUGGCCUUUGUGUCUUGCUUGAUGUCUUUUGGGUCUUUACAUUUGCAUUUUUGUUUUUAAUGGUCUUGGGUUACAGAAGAUUUUGGUUAUGCAUACUAAUCAUAUAAUCUGAAAUAUGGGGGAUUUAAUCUGAAAGGGUAGCACACUGUAAAAAAUGCAGCUUUUUUGUCAAAUCAACAUAUAUUUUUGUGUUACUUUAACUUAAAAAAAUUAAAAGAUAAGUUAUGUCAAUUUAAAACUUUUUAAUUUGCAAAACCAGGUUGUUUUAACUUCAUGCUGCAUUUUUUACAGUGCAUGGGAUUUUUUAAAAACUUUAUAGGAAAACUGUUGGCAGGCAGAAAAGAGUUUUUUAUUUGCUUUAAAAAAUAUAGCUAAUUUAUUUAGCUAAAAGAUCGAUUGUUACUCACAGUGACAAUUUCGUAUAGUCUGUAAAUCUUGUACGUUUGCUAUUUUGCUGGUGGAUAUGAAAUAAUAGUUGGCGAAUCAGAUUUCAUAAUCUAUCCAGGAUGAGAAAAUCUGGCGUUUGAAUUUUAUAAAAAUGUCUGUUUUUAUAACGUUCAGGGUAACCAGGUGACAUUGGGUGCAUUCCCCUGGAAAAAUGAAACAUGCACUGAUAGAGUUCAUUAUUUACAAUGUUUAUUUUUAUUGUUCAUGGAGAUAAAAUCAAGCUACUUUUAUCUUAUUUGAUUCAGUUCCACACCACUACAAGCAAAGGAAGAUGGACAUUGCUUAAACUAUUUCAAAUUCCAAAAUGAAAAGAUUUUAUAAACACAUAACAUGUGUGCUUAAUUCCAAUCUGUUAUACAGAGGAAAAGCAUUUCAAAAGUUAUGUUCAAAAAGAAGCAACUCGCUGCUUACAACUGGUAAUUUUCUUUUUUUUUUGUUAUUUUAAAGCACAAAGUGUCAGGACGCACUUCUGUUAAACAUGACACCGCUGUUUGAAUGUAAUGUUUAAUCUGUGCAUUUAGCACACAUGCUGUUUUUGUCAUAAGGAAAGUGUUGCUUAACACAUCAGAAUGCCUUUAUCACAUGAAUGCACAAAAUCUCAUCAACAAGUUAUUUUCAGUUAAUCUGACACAAGAUUAAACAUUUAAUGUAUUCUCUGUUGUGUCACAUAAUAGCAUUAUUUUAAAUUUGCACAUCAUGACCGACCUCUGAUGUGGUCUUUUCUAAAACUCAUGACUGUUUGUCAGGUUUGACAUCCGAAAUGCAUAGUUGGAUCUCACAAAUGUUUUUGAAUUUAUAUCAAAUAUUAAGUAUAGGUUGCUUUAAGACUCUUUUAAAAGCCAUUAAACCAGCAUUAGCUAGUCUUCAAGAACACUAGCUAGAAAAUAACUGCAUACUCUUUGUGAGUAUUGGACUGUAUCCUCAUUCUCAGUGUUGUUUUUGUUUAAAAAGAAAUGUUUUUAUUAUUACAAUUAUUUGACAUUGGGACUCACCUGUUAUUUUUAUUGUUUAUGCUGCAUAUGAGUAUAUAUUCUUGAAUGUGGUAUGUAAGCUAUUGGUGUAUGUUUCAAUACAAUGAAUGUAAUUGGUGCUGGGGUCAAACAAAUAAAAUCAUUUUUGGGGGUCCUCUGUUUA